AUGAAGGAUACAGAGGAACCAAAAGAAACGACAGAGAAUGAAAACUCCACAUUGGACAAGAGCGAUAUCAUCUUUACAAAUCCGGUGAGCAAAGGAGAUUUAAAGAGUUCGAGUGCUGACAGCGAUGAAUCUAUCAACAACAGCGGUGAUGAUCUGAUCAAGAAUACUGAAGGUUCAAGCACAAACGUAUCACCUGAAUUUACAAAGAGUACAGUAUCUAAAACAAUCAUUACAAAUGGAAUUGAUCAAUCAAUCACAGUUCCUACCAACUCUACUUCUAUUUCACCCAUCAUCAAUACUACAACAGCUGAUAUAAUCAACAACAACGGUGUUGAGAUUCCUAUUGAUAAUCAUAUGAAUGGUUUACAAAUAGCAAAUAGUAAUUCUAACAAUAAUAUCAUUAAUCAUACUAUAAUAGAGAGUCAACAAUCACUACACACAGAUAUAAAGAUACAAGAUAAUAAGUUGUAUAAUAAUGUUUCGAUUGUCACUCCCAUAAGUUCACCACCGGUAACACAGAUAGAGCUUGCCAAUACACCAAAGCUAUCAGAGAUUUCAGAGGAUCAAGAGACCUCUGAUGACAAACCAAAAUCAAUAGACAUACAGACAAGUGAAGAAGACGAAAAGAGAGCAGAGCAAGAGGCUAAAGAAAGAGGAAAGUUACAUUAUUUCAAAUAUUUAUUUAAAAAGAAUAAACACCGUUUAGAUAUUAAAGGAAAUAAACGGUUUUAUCUUGCAGCGCAAAUUAUUACAAGAAUUGGUUUCUUUUCAAAGUUUUUAAUGUAUGUAACAUUAGGAUGUAUUUCGAUAGCGGCAGCAGUUGACAAGACAAGACAACCUCUGGGACCUGCAGGUGCAUUUGAAGAGCUACAAGAGAUGUUUAGUGGUGGAGUUAGUUUUUUGUUAAUUAUUGGUCUCUGGUGUUAUGGCACAUGGGGAAUAUUCUUUGUAAUCUUUGAUAUAGAUCAGCUUGGAAGGAAAACAGCUGGUGCUAUAUUGAAGAGAUUUGGUCGUAUUUUUUCAUCUGGUUUCUAUUUUGUGCUUGGUGUAGAUGCCGCUCAAGUGUUGGCGCAUACCCGACACGGAGAAGACAAGUCUGGUACAGAACAAAUUCUAAUAUGGCUGUAUGCAAGUGUUGCUGGAAAAAUCUUGGUCUGUGUCAUUGGUGUGGUCAUGUUUGUAGUAUCAAUCGUUUAUUUGGUGUAUUUCAUUAAACCCGAUAAAUUUAAAAAAGAGUUGUCCACCGAAAGAAUGACCAAAGGUCUAUUCUAUACUUCUCUAGCAUUUGCAAGAAUCGGUGCAAUCGGUAGAAGUAUGUUCUUUGCUGCUUUUGGAUCAUGUUUAAUCAAAGCAGUAGCAGAUUUGAAUAAAGGUCGGGAUGCAGAUGCUUCAUUACUGGGUUUCCAAGGUGUAUUUAGAGCGAUUGCAAGAUUUAACUCAACCUUGUUGUUUAUUAUAGCAGCACUAAUUGUAAUCUACGCAUUCUGGUGUUUGUGGUUAGUUGCAUUUAGACGACUCCCGGCACAUCAAGAUGCCCAAGUUGCUCAGACUUCAUUAAGUUCAUUGGGUGCUGGUGGAAUGGUAUCUGGAAAUGUAUCGAAAUCCAUGUCGUUUGGUACCGGAAGUUCAAUCAAACAAGGUUCAAACAUGGUCAGUUGUGGUGGUGGAAGAGGUGGCAAGUCUGCUGGGGGAGGACUUUUAGGUGGAUUGCUUGGUGGUAGUGGUGGUGGAUUACUCGGUGGAUUGCUCGGUGGAGGUGGUAAUGGUGGUGGUAAUACAUUCCUUUCGGGUAGCAAUGAUGCUGGAUUCGGAUGUAACUGUGGAUGUUAA
Molecule: messenger RNA, 1830 nt
Organism: Heterostelium album PN500
Lineage: Eukaryota; Evosea; Eumycetozoa; Acytosteliales; Acytosteliaceae
Exons: 4
Coding region: 1-1830 (609 amino acids)
Source: RefSeq, a predicted model, not a curated record